AUGUUCAUCAAUAACGACAACCAAGGAGGUAUCUUCGGAGAUGCGAGAUGCGGACAGACAAAAAAGCAGGAAGCAGGAGUUUCGAAAGCGACCGGCCAAGACUCUCAGCUGUGCUUCACUUCGGCGGCAACGGCGGCGGUGAUCGUGCCGUUUCUGCGCUCUUAUUUAGCUGAGGUUCUCACCAAAAAAUACCCUGACACCGACCGAGCACCUCUCAGUUGA
Soboliphyme baturini is the source of this 222-nucleotide messenger RNA. Lineage: Eukaryota; Metazoa; Nematoda; Enoplea; Dioctophymatida; Soboliphymatidae. The record is from the annotation of a GenBank genome assembly.